UCGGAUACAACUCGAAACACUCGGAGCUCUGAGUUACUCUCUAAUGGCGGCGAAAUCUAGGGCUUGGUUCUGUUCCAUUUUUAUCGCUCUUUUCGUUGUCUCGUCGAUUUCUUCGGUGACAGCAGGAGAUGAGGGGGAGUCGAAGGACGAGCCGUCUUCGGUUCUCACGCUCGACGCCUCCAAUUUCGAUGAGGCGAUCGCUAAGCAUCCGUUCAUCGUCGUCGAGUUUUACGCUCCUUGGUGUGGCCACUGUACAAAGCUGGCUCCAGAGUAUGAAAAGGCUGCAUCAUUGCUGAGUAAGCAUGACCCUCCAAUCAUUCUUGCUAAAGUUGAUGCCAAUGAGAAUGUCAAUAAAGAGCUUGCCUCUAAGUAUGAGGUGAAAGGCUUCCCCACACUUAAGAUCUUUAGAAAUGAAGGAAAGAACGUCCAAGAUUAUAAAGGUCCUAGGGAGGCUGAUGGCAUAGUUGAGUACUUGAAGAAACAAGUUGGUCCUGCUUCUGCUGAGAUUAAAUCGUCAGAGGAUGCUGCUAAUGUCAUCACUGAGAAGAAAGUUAUUAUUGUGGGGGUGUUCCCUGAAUUUUCUGGUGAGGAGUUUGAGAACUUCAUCACAGUAGCAGAGAAAUUGCGUUCUGAUUAUGACUUUAGUCAUGUGUCUGAUGCUAAGCUCCUUCCUCGUGGAGAUUCAUUAGUCAAGGGACCCAUAGUUAGACUAUUCAAGCCAUUUGACGAACUUUUUGUUGAUUCCCAGGAAUUUAAGGUUGAAGCUUUAGAAAAAUUCAUUGAAGUUGCUAGCGUUCCUAUUGUCACUACCUUUAACAAGGAUCCAGCCAACCACCCUUUUGUCAUUAAAUUCUUUAACAGCAAUAAUGCCAAAGCUAUGUUUUUCCUGAAUUUCAGCAGUGAACAAUUUGAUGCCUUCAAGUCUAAGUAUCAUGAGGUGGCCUCAACCUUCAAAGGAAAGGGUAUAAGCUUUCUGAUUGGCGACCUUGAUGCCAGUCAAGGUGCUUUUCAGUAUUUCGGCCUUAAAGAAGACCAAGUACCUCUUGUUGUCAUACAAGAAAAUGAUGGGAAGAAAUAUCUUAAGCCAAACGUGGAACCUGAUCAGAUAUCCACCUGGUUGAAGGAGUACACGGAGGGCAGCUUAAAACCAUUCAGAAAAUCAGAGCCAAUUCCUGAGGUUAACAAUGAACCUGUCAAGGUGGUGGUUGCUGAUAACCUGCAUGAUGUGGUUAACUCAGGGAAAAAUGUUCUACUUGAAUUUUAUGCGCCUUGGUGCGGACAUUGUAAGAAACUAGCACCGAUUUUGGAUGAAGUAGCCGUCUCAUUUGAGAAAGAUUCUGAUGUGAUUAUUGCAAAGAUGGAUUCUACUGCAAAUGAUAUUCCAAGUGAGUUCAAUGUCAGAGGAUAUCCAACUCUGUACUUCUCUUCUGCUAGCGGCAAGCUUAUGCAGUAUGAAGGAGGUAGAACGGCAGAGGAUUUUAUUAAUUUCAUAAAGGAAAACAAGGAUUCGACUGGCCAAUCCCAGACACCAGUUCAACCUGAGCCAACAAUAGAAGCAAAAGAUGAACUUUGAGCAAGAAAUUCAACGACGAGGAGAAUUAUGUCUUACUGCGAUGAGGGUUGAGAAAGGAGAGAAACAGCUUUAGCUAACCUUACAAUUUUACUCGUGCUCUGAGGCAUUAUUAGUUGCAUGUUUUCUUGUAACUUAAACUAGAUUAUAAACCCUUAGUAGUUAGUUACAAAGUUAAAAUCAUCAAUUGUGCUGCAUGCAAUAUUAUCAAAUGUUUGUUGCAGGUUUUAUUAUGAUUGAUCAGGCCAACUGUAUUAGAAUCUUGUGACAUCAUUUUUAUCCCAUAAUGAGGAAUCUUCUCAU
Messenger RNA from Asparagus officinalis (garden asparagus), 1873 nucleotides. Its product is annotated as protein disulfide-isomerase-like. Gene Ontology annotation, biological process: response to endoplasmic reticulum stress; protein folding. Gene Ontology annotation, molecular function: protein disulfide isomerase activity. Lineage: Eukaryota; Viridiplantae; Streptophyta; Magnoliopsida; Asparagales; Asparagaceae. The transcript is spliced from 11 exons. The record is from RefSeq and is a predicted model, not a curated record. The coding region runs from base 44 to 1573 and encodes 509 amino acids. Gene Ontology annotation, cellular component: endoplasmic reticulum.